This is a messenger RNA of Paralichthys olivaceus (Japanese flounder), 4456 nucleotides long. Lineage: Eukaryota; Metazoa; Chordata; Actinopteri; Pleuronectiformes; Paralichthyidae. The record is from RefSeq and is a predicted model, not a curated record.
CUCUCUGACAAAGUGGACCGGGUGGUCGAGUGUCAGCUGCAGACGCACAAUGACAAGAUGGUGACCUUCAAGUUCGACCUGGACGGAGAUAACCCUGAAGACAUCGCGGCGGUCAUGGUGCACAAUGAGUACAUCCUGCCAUCAGAGAAGGAGGGCUUCAUCCACCGCAUGGGCGACAUCAUCAAACGGGCAAAGGCUCUGAUGAACAAAGACCAGCCGGUCCACGCCAGCGGGCCCCGACUGCCCCAGCCUGCCUUCCACAGCGGGGUAAACUCGCUGUCUUCCUCACAGCCUAAUCUGCACAGUCAGCCGUUGCCUCGAACACACUCGUCCUCCUCUCUGCCCGACUUCAGUGUGGCUAACCCGAGUGCAGGGGUGCGUGGCUCUCCCCCGUGCCCCAAUGGAGACGUCUUCAGUGCAGACGUGACUUCAUCUGGGCGACCACUAACACGCUCGCAGUCUUUCCACAACGCCCCAGGUUCUCCGCUUCACUACCAGAACCAUCCCAACCCUGCGUCUCUCCUGCCCCACCACCAGCACUACCACUUUCCUUUCAUGGGCCACACGCACUUCCCAUUUCCGUACCCUGGCUCUCCGGGUUCCCCCAAGCCGGCAGCGCUUCAUCCUCCCCUCACACGUGUAGCCAGCAACCCCACCUUCUCUUCUAUUCCAUCACCCGCCUCCGGGUCCCCUAGUCCUCAGCGAGAGACCCCGAGCCCUGGCAGCAAUGAGAGCAUCAACAUGUCCCCACCUACCCCUCAACAUCACAACAUGUGGCCCCCCCACACACAGCCCCUGUUUUCUUUGGCUAAUGUCAUCUCCAUGGCCAUGAGCAUGGCUCAGUCUUUCAUCCCUCCUGCGAGCCUGCCCGCCCAGGGGAUCCCCUCCUUUCCAGGAUAUCACCCCCAGCUUCCCACUCACAUGACCCCACAGUCAGGUUACCCCUCUGUCUACCAACAACAGUACCAAACUCCGGUAGAGGCUCAGUACCCCCCAGAACAGAGCCAUGUCUACCACAGCCCCGAGAAAACACAAAUGGAUGGAGCUGCUUUUUUUAAUCAGAACAUUCAUCCAGGCUGGUUGCAUUCUGUCUCUCCACCUUCCAUGGCGUCCACUCCUCCGCCGACUCCUCAGGAGCUUCUGCAACAGGUUGGACUCUCCAGUCCCCCCAGUCUGACCCAGGAGGACAGUCUCCACAGUUAUGUGACCCAAUACCCAGCACAGGGUCCAGCUCAGGCUAAACCCAAACCACAACUCUCCAGCUCGGACUCCUCGUCCUCCUCCCCAUCGCCCCCAGAGAGCCCUGAAAGCACUUUAACGUCCUUCAGCACCCAGCUGCACCCUCCUGUACCUGAGAUGAGUGUCAACAUCCCAAAACCAAAGGUCUCUUCCACUGAAUCUGAAGUCCAGUCCACACCAGUGACUGUUGGACGAUUCCAGGUGACGCCCAGCAUUGACAUCCCUGCAGCUGCUGUGUCUGUACCUGCUGCGCUACAGCCUGAGGUCAGCAGCAGCACCACAUCAGAGAGCAGCACAGAGGAACAGGGGGAGUCUGAGACCAGCCUGGGCACCUCCCUCACCAUGUCGCCUCCUCACCCACAUCCUCAGAGAGGGUCGUCGGUUGUCCUCCAGGAGGUCGACAGACAGCCGCCGUGGGCCGGGAGCCAGGAACAGCAGCUGGAGCCGCUGACACAGGACAGAGAAGAGGAGGACGAGGAGGAAGAGGUGGUUGUUGGGGAACGGCAGAGGACAAAGAAGAGGAGUCGGAGGAGAGCGUACAGCCUCAGCCUGUUGGGGACGUCUGUGGACAGCGGCCUCUCAGUGACGGCUGCUGAGAUGGAGGGGAGGUCGUGGGACGGUGCGGCGGGCAGCCCGCAGUACACUAAUGCCCUUCACCAUUUAUGGAUGAUGACUUACAGCCGCAACGCCCCCUACCAGAGCAGCGAUGACUCGGACAGUGAUGAUGAGGAAAUGGUGGAGGAGCUUCAGGAACUCAGACAGAAACAUCUGACCGAGGUGCAGGACCUGCAGGCUGCCCAGAAGAAAGAGAUCGAGGAGCUGUAUGAGCGGAUGGGUAAGGUUCCACCUCCAGGCAUCGUCUCUCCUGCUGCUAUGCUGUCCAGUCGACAGCGGCGCCUGUCGAAGGGGAACGGUUUCCCCUCAUCACGCAGGAACAGCCUGCAGCGCUUGGACAUAUUGCAACUCCAAGGUAUCAUUAGGAGAAACUCUCUUGGAGGCAGCAGUAGUGGCUCCCAAGAUAAACCCAGCAAAGGGGUCACCUUUGCCACUGACAUUAGUAGAAUGUAAGAAAUGCUCAGCUAAGCAUGCUGUAUAUCUGGACUACCUCAUCUGUGACUAAAAGUGCUCACACUUGUCCUGAAGGAGGAUCACGUGAACACUUUUCACACACCGGCACGCCGAUCAACGAGAACCUGCUUCCCUCCGCCAGUGGUCAUUUACCUCAAAUGUACAGAAACUGUCACCAGUAGCACAGAAUCUCCACCGAUCUGAUCCCGUUCAGGCUUCAUUUGUCCUCUCCUUGUAAAUAAACCGUCAGAGCCAACGGGUCAGGAGUCACCAGCUUCAGUACAAACCUCCGCAGUAAAUGUCCCAUCCCACUUUGUUUUAAAGGAGACAUAUGAUGCUGUUACUGUGUUUGUGUGUUAUAUAGUUUUGUGUGAAUGUAAAAGUUUGGAACAUUAGAGCAUACAGACAUUUUCAAAUAAUAACCCAAAUUAAAAUGACAACCCUGAAUAUGAGCCCAAUAUGUCUCCUUUAAAUAUUUUCUCUGAUCAAGCUUUUCAGUCAAGUGCAGCAGAUUUGUGGCGACACAAUGACCCUGACCCAGAAUCACUGAAAGUUCUCACUGCGCUUCAUCGACCUGAGGAGUGACCACAGAGAACCACAGAGAAACUCUGACUCUUACCUUCGUACACAGAUGACAAUAUUUUUAAAUAAUCUCAUAUCUGGUGUGGUUAGUUAUUGAUGUCUCAGCGCAGUAAAUAUAUUUGUCAUGUAGUGGAGCUGACUCCUGCCUUCCAGGGGCUGUAACAAUAACAGUCACGAUGCAUUGAACAAUUUGAUUUAUUCAAAUGUUUUUUUUGUUGUAGUACGACUUCUUUAGUGGUUUUGACACCUGAUAAGAGCAACUGCAUUCUCCUUGACUGCAGUUCGGACAUUUUCUGAUGGAGUGAAGGUGAUUUUUCACUUCGUAUAGCAGUAUAUGUAAAUACCAUGAAGACGUUAAUGCUUCAUGAAGAAAACUUGUUCAAUAGUUAUGAAUGUUGGCAUAAAGCUUCCUUCAAAAGAAAAAAUCAGCUUUUUUUAAGGUGCAGAAGCAAAAGGAACAUCGCAUCAACUUUUAAACAGUAUGGAAAGUGUUUCCUCAUUGAUUUUAGGUUUUAGACUACUGGCUUGUACAUGUGUAUGUAGUAGAGUGCAUUUAUAUUUCAUGUUUACACUUUUAGAGUAAACUAAAUGUUUCCGCAACCUUAAUUCUUGCUCAAGCAAAGAGAAAAAUAUUUGCUGCUUGUUUCAUGAUUCAAGCACCUUGUGCACUUUAGUAAAUUCUAUUUUAAUUCUCAGUCGGACGAGGAAGAGCUGAUGUGUUUUCCUUUUAUUUUUUUCAUGGGGUCGAGGAUAUUCUCCAGUUUAUGUCCGGUCACAGUGAAGAUGAUCUGCCCUCCUGCAGUUUGAGAUACUUGUGCAUUUUGUGGGACAUGGAGAAAUCAGUCCAAGCUGUGAAUCAGUAGCUGUUGCCUUAAUGAGAAAAUCCACGAAACACACUGAAUUUUCUCCUGUAAGAUUCAUAAUAUAUACAAGACAUUUCAGAAUUUUGAUUGUAAAUAUAUAAUUGUAUUGCUUUUUCCAGAAGCUGCUGUCCUGCCAUGCUGAAUCUGUGCCUUUCCCUUACAAUGUCUUACUUUAUAUUUGUAUUCUCGAGAUUUGGUGGCUAGAUCAGACAGUGUAUCGAACUUUGACAAAUAAUAAAUGCAAAUGUAAAUACCACUUCUCUUAUGUCAUCUUUACUGCAAAUAGUUAGAGAUAUAAAAACUCAAAUACAAUAGAUUUUUAAUCAAGAAAUCGCUCUGUUUGACAUAAAUAAUACAAUUCAACAAGUUGAUCCAUGUGUCGUUUCAGCAGUGUCAUUCUUAGCUGUUAAAGCCACUGUAAAGUUAACAUUUGCUGACUGGUAUAUAGUAUUUAACCCUCAAACUGUACCCACAUCACAUGAUCACCAGGGCUGGAAACCUGGCAGGUAGCGGUUUUAAUUUAUCCUCAAUCUGGGCCUUUUGUCUAGCACGUAAGGGGUCUUGCUAAGGUCUGGUUAUUUAGUCCUUUCCACUGACAUCGCAUCCAGUUUUAAGUCAGCAGCAGAACUUCACAAUCAACAUAAAGUCCACUACAGUGUUGUUUCAUCAUGGAGAAAGAAAAAAAAAACAGCAGCCAGUCGUGG